AUCAGCCCGACGGGACGGGAGGGAGCACCCUCGGGGCGGGAAGACGAGCCCCCGGCGGCGCGUGACAGGGCGAAGCGAGGAGGUGCCAGGCCUUCCUGAUGAGAUGUGUCCUGCCCCAGAGGGCUCCGGGGGCAGUAUCUGGGGCCAUUGAUGCCCUCAGCCGAACUUUCCAGAAUGGAUAGUCCCCCCAAGCUGACAGGAGAAACCCUCAUCGUCCACCAUAUUCCCCUGGUGCAUUGCCAGGUUCCCGACAGGCAGUGCUGUGGGGGUGGAGGUGCGGGCAAUGGAAGUACAAGGACCAAUCCCUUCUGUCCACCUGAGUUGGGCCAUGCUGACAGAGACCUGACACAGGCUGACUCUCUGCUCUAUAGCAGAGUGCUCCCUGCCUCAGGGGGUGCUGUUGGGCCUGGGGAUGGUCCUAAAAGCAAGAGCCGGGAUGGGCGAGGUCCUGGAGUUCCAAAGCGGCACAACCCCUUCCUAAUGAAGGAGGGUGAGCCAGAAGACCCAUAUGGGGAUUGCGACAGUUCAACCCAGCAGUCCUUUCACCUACAUGGAAGCGGACAGCCCCCCUUCCAGCUGGCAUCACUUGGCCCCAGAACAGGGAAACCCUGGGGAGCCACAAACAGUCGAGCUGGAGUGGUAGAAGGACAGGAGCAGGAGCCUCUGAGCAGUUCAGAAGCACAGAAAUGCAGCCAUGGGCAUCACUGUCCCCCAGAACUGGAGGCAGAGACCAUGGAGCUAGAUGAGGGGGGUGGCCCUGGGGCCAGUGACAACUCUGGUUUUUCCUUCGACCAGGAGUGGAAACUUAGCUUAGAUGAGUCCCCAAGGAACCCAGGUGUCCGAGACUGUGGCUGUUCGGGCUCAGGAUCCCGACAUUGUCGUUGCAGCAGCACAUCCAGCCAAUCAGAGGUGGCCGACCAAUCCAUGGGCUAUGUUAGUGAUUCUUCCUGCAACAGCUCAGAUGGUGUGUUGGUCACCUUCAGUGCCCUCUACAACAAGAUGCAUGGUCACUCCCGUGCCAAUCUCAACUCUGCCCCCCUAUCCUGCAGCGACUCUUCCUUCUGUAGCCACUCAGAUCCUGGAGCCUUCUACCUGGACCUGCACCCUUCUCCAGCUGAGUCUAAGAUGUCCUGUGAGUCCCAUCACCCCGACAAUGGGGGUGGAGAUGAGGGCUGUGGCUGCCCUCACACCUCCUCCCCUGAGCUAGAUGCCAACUGCAACUCCUACCGCCCACACUGUGAGCCCUGCCCAGCUGCAGCUGACCUCACCGCCUGCUUCCAGAGCCAGGCCCGCCUUGUGGUGGCCACACAGAACUACUACAAACUUGUCACCUGUGACCUGUCUUCACAGUCCUCACCCAGUCCCGCUGGCUCCUCCAUCACCAGUUGUUCAGAGGAACACACGAAGGGCAGUCCUGGCCCAAUCUCAGGCCAGCCCACCGAGUACUACCUAUUCCAAAAGCCGGAGACCCAAACAGAGGAGCAAAAGGCCAAGAGUUCUCCAGCAGAAGUGGAAUCUGGGACAGGCCCAGAUUUGAUAGAGGGACAGGUAUACGUCAACGUGUCUCCUCCCAAUCUCAGCAGCGGACGCCAGCGUUCCCGUAGCUAUGACCGAAGUCUGGAACGAAGCCCCCCAAACCGGCUGGGCUCCCUGGAGCGCAUGCUGAGCUGCCCUGUUCGCCUGAGUGAGGGACCCUCCUCAUUGGCUGGGCCUGGCUCCCCACCCAGACGGGUCACCUCCUUUGCUGAACUGGCCAAGGGCCGAAAAAGAGGUGGAGGCUCAGGUUCACCUCCCCUGCGGUUGAGCACUGGUGACUCCUCCCUUGAGUUCUCACCCAUCCCUGAGGCCCAUCGGGAUGGGGCAGGCCCACUGGAUGAGGGUACUCGCUGUAGCCACAGCCUACCAUCUCUUCCCCUUGGGCUCUGCCUGGACCCCAGCAGCCUGGAAGCCCAAGCUGACCAGGGCUGCAGGGAUGGCCUUCAGCAGGGUCCCCAAUCCAGUGAGUUGCAACCCACCAGUUUUGGAGCUGCUGGGCAGGCACCCCUGGCUCUUUUGAUGGAGCCAAGUUCUCCUUUCCCAGUGAUCCCAGCCAGCAACCAUGCACAGAGGGAUAUAAGAGCUAGAGCUGACGGGGGCAGUACUGAAAAUCGGCCCAUCUUUCGCUACAGCAAGGAACAGAGACCAACUACCCUGCCCAUCCAGCCUUUCGUGUUCCAGCAUCAUUUCCCUAAACAGCUGCCCAAGGCCAGGGCCCUACAUAGUCUCUCCCAGCUCUACAGCCUCUCUGGCAGCAACCGUUCACAGCCACCUGUUGUGCUGGCCUCCACAUCCCAGGCCCCCUCAACACGGCCUCCUGCUCCUGCUCCCCGCACAGUGGAUGGAGCUGCCUCCCUCCCUGAAGAAAGUACCAGAAAGGCUGCACCUGACCCAGACACCUCUCGGCCAUCCCCUCUGGGAAGCUAUUCUCCCAUUCGAAGUUCAGGCCCCUUUGGGCCCAACACCGACUCUUCAUCUGCCUCCUGUUCUCCCCCUGAGCACACUGUGGAUGGCCCCCCACCACGAAGCCAUUCCUGCCCUGCCGCAGCCAACCUGAUCCCUGUCCGACAGGCCCUGAUGCCUGGCCCCGCUCACCAGCUGGAGGCCCCCGAGAGGCUACCACCAGAGCCCAGCCCACUGCUCUCUGAGUAUCGGCUCCAUGGGGCAGGCAACCUGUCCCACCUGGGUCCCACAGGACCUAGCCUGAGCCGAGCUGAGAGCCUAGCCCGGGGAGGUGGUGAGGGCAACAUUGCAUCCCGGCUUAGUAAUGCCAAUCACCUAUCCCCUCAAGCUCUCAAGUGGCGAGAAUAUAGGCGGAAGAACCCACUGGGGCCACCAGGUCUUGGGGGAAGCCUAGACCGGAGGCCACAAGAGACUCGACUGGCCCGGAGAAAUCCCAUCUUUGAGUUCCCUGGACCCCUCAGUGCUGCAGGUCACCUGCAUUGCCGCCUAAAUGGUCAAGCAGUGAAGCAGUUGCCAUUGAAUCAUACUGAUUUCUUCUCUGACCCCUUCUCCUUGGCUGAGAAGCCACCAGCUGAGUUCUGUCUCUCGCCGGAUGGCAACACAGAAGCUGUCUCCAUUGAUCUACUACAGAAGAAAGGACUAGUGAAGGAUGUCAACACUGCUGUGGACCUCAUUGUGGCACAUUUUGGAACCAGCAGGGAUCCUGGGGUUAAGGCCAAGCUGGGAAACAGCUCUGUAAGCCCCAAUGUGGGUCAUCUAGUGCUGAAAUACCUGUGUCCAGCUGUUCAGGCUGUGCUGGGCGAUGGACUCAAGGCCUUCGUGCUGGAUGUCAUCAUUGGGCAGCGCAAAAAUAUGCCCUGGAGUGUGGUUGAAGCUUCCACGCAACUUGGUCCAUCUACCAAGGUUCUACAUGGCCUCUACAACAAGAUCAGCCAGUUCCCAGAGCUCACCAGUCAUUCUAUGCGUUUCAAUGCCUUCAUUCUUGGCCUUCUCAACAUUCGUUCCCUGGAGUUCUGGUUCAAUCAUCUUUACAACCAUGAAGAUAUCAUUCAAGCCCAUUACCAGCCAUGGGGUUUCCUGAGUGCAGCUCACACUGUGUGCCCAGGACUGUUUGAAGAACUGCUGCUACUGCUGCAGCCUCUGGCACUGCUGCCCUUCAACUUGGACCUGCUGUUCCAACAUCGGCUCCUCCAGAAUGGCCGGCAGCAGCAACAGCAGAAGGAGCUGCUCCGAGUGUCCCAAGGACUGCUUCUCUCAGCCCACUCCACUCUGCAGCUGGCACGCUCCCGGGAACAGGAGGGCCAUGGGGGCACAGAUGGGGCAGCCCCGGGGGAGCGGGUGAAAGGGGUGGGUGCCCCAGCAGGAGGUGAAGAGGAAGAGAAGGUGGUGGCAACUAUAGCAGAGGUACAAGCAGGCACAGGACAGGGUGGGCGGGCACGAAGUGGGCAGGCUGGCUGGUGGUACCAGCUCAUGCAGAGCUCCCAAGUCUACAUUGAUGGCUCUGGGGAGGGCUUCAGAUUCCCCCGGAGUGGUGAGAAGAAGAAGGGAGCGGGGGGCUCCCAGGCCCCACCCCCCCGGGAAGGUGUGGUGGAAGGGGCUGAAGCCUGUCCCACUGGUGAGGAAGCCCCAAGCCGAGACAGGGGCUGGCCUUUCUGGAUGGGGAGCCCUCCAGACUCUGUGCUAGCCGAGCUGAGGCGAAGCCGGGAGAGGGAAGGACCUGUAGCCCCCCAGGGAGGCAGUGAGGAGGGGACCCAGGAGUCCACUACCGGAGGUAUCAAGUGGGGACACCUGUUUGGCUCCCGGAAGACCCAGAGAGAGGCUCGACCACUCAAUAGGCUGCCCUCAGACUGGCUAAGCCUAGACAAGUCAGUGUUCCAGCUGGUGGCGCAGACAGUGGGCGCUCGCCGAGAGUCAGAGUCCAGGGAAGGCCCUGAGGAACCACCUGCCCUGGACCUGCCCCCGAACCUGCCCUGCGAGGUGCAAGCACUCUGCCACCACUUGGCCACAGGGCCUGGGCAACUGAGCUUCUGCAAGGGGGACAUCCUGCGGGUGCUGGGACCUGCUGGGGGUGAUUGGCUUAGGUGUGGCAGAGGCUCUGACACUGGCCUGGUGCCCCUAGCCUAUGUGACACCGACCCCCACCCCAACCCCUACCCCCAGGGGCACCCAAGAUUAAGGCCCUUGUGCAUGCUGGAGCCCACCAGGCACCUUCACUUUCCCUAGGGACUCAGAGCCCAGGAUGGGGCACAGACUUGGCUCCCUUAACCCCCAGGAUCCAUUAGCCUGAAGGGCCAUGUCUGUGUACCCAUGCCUGCCCUCCCCAUAUGCUCUGUAUUCAUUAAUCCCUCAUAAUCUGUCCCCAUGACCCUGGCCCAGACCACCCACCCCCAGGGAAGAAAGAGGACUAGGCCCUGGGAUGCCAGGACUUCAACUCCUGCCCCAUCUUCUAGCGGGAAGAUGCCCAGCUGUGAGGCUAGGGUACAAAGAGAGGGGUUGUGGAGGGGCCCAGGGGGCACUCUGGGCUGGUCAGUGCUGUGGAGAGGGGGGAGUAACAGUAUUGGGGCUGGCCCCUCCCAGCCCCCCCCAGCUGUAAAUAGGCUGCUGCCAACACCCUGGCCAUAUGGGGGAGGGCCCAGGCCAAUGUUUAUUUAUUUAUUUAUUAUGCAUAUUAAUAAAAAAGGUGCUCAGCCUC
Messenger RNA from Phascolarctos cinereus (koala), 5190 nucleotides. NCBI's taxonomy places the organism in Eukaryota, Metazoa, Chordata, Mammalia, Diprotodontia, Phascolarctidae. The record is from RefSeq and is a predicted model, not a curated record.